AUGGCAGGACCUUUAGUUUCUGUAGGACAAUCUCCUGAUCAUAGUUCCCAUUCGUUGCACGCUGGGUCAAGCAAAGGGGACUUGUCAAUUUUGAUACUGCCAUUUACUUAUAACCGACCUGUUUCCUACGAUCACAACAAUGGUGAUGUGGAGACUACAGGCGACGAUUUUGAUUCAUGUGACGAGGAAAACAACUACCCAAGCGAGUUUGAUUUCCUCGAUCAAAAACAUGGACAGAUCUGUAGGCGAAAUGGUGAGAAAAAACUUUCCGUAGCUGUGAAGGCCAAAAGGAAAUGUAGUCAACGGGAUACUCGGAAGGUCAUCUCCUCGUCAAAAGGAAGUUUUACAGGAUCUGACGAUUCUGACGUUGGCCUUACUAAUAAGGAAUUGCGGAUCAGGGAAAUAAGGAUUGAGAAUACGAAGAGAAAGCGGGAGAACAAGAUCAAAGCAAAGAAACGGAAAGGGGUUACUGAGAAAACUGAGGUGCAGUCGGAGAAGGAGAAGAAACCUCUAAAAAGCUGUCUUAGAAAAUCUGUAAGGAAGAACCCAGUAAGUGUUUGUGCCAACCAAACAGCCAAUCCACCAUCAUUUUAUAACAAUUCUGACUUUAUUCUUAAUUCAAACAACAACGGUGUUAAAUUUGAAGAUCAGUCAUACAUUAACUUGCUGAUUGAACUUCAAAACCGUGAGAUCACACCUGAGGAUUACGACUUGCUCCUCCAGUUGGAUUCCUCUGUUCAGCCUAAGACCUUAUCUACCGCCCAAAUUAAGAGACUGUUAUCAGAUAAAGUAACAAGUGAAAUUGGUGACUUGUGUAGCAUUUGCAUAGAAGACUAUGUCUCAGGGGAUGAGAGAAACUUUUUGCCCUGUGGUCAUCACUUUCAUAGCUUUUGUAUAAAGACUUGGUUAGGUACUACAUCAGAUAGAUGCCCCAUUGAUGGGAAAGAAGUUAGGUAA
Messenger RNA from Pocillopora meandrina, 957 nucleotides. The record is from the annotation of a GenBank genome assembly. NCBI's taxonomy places the organism in Eukaryota, Metazoa, Cnidaria, Anthozoa, Scleractinia, Pocilloporidae.